Molecule: messenger RNA, 1386 nt
Organism: Didymosphaeria variabile
Lineage: Eukaryota; Fungi; Ascomycota; Dothideomycetes; Pleosporales; Didymosphaeriaceae
Exons: 3
Coding region: 1-1386 (461 amino acids)
Source: RefSeq, a predicted model, not a curated record
AUGUUCGAGUUCGUGUCCAUGGACCCUGCUGGUCGAGCAUUGCCCGCAGACAGGCUGCGCAUCCGGAGCCGGGCUGCCAAGGACAAGAAUAAACGUCCAGAUUCACGCCGCUCUCGCAGGGAAGCUAAACGUCUUGCAUUGCUAGAGAAAGAGGCUGCGGCGUGUGCAAGCCUCCCAUCCCCGCCUCCUCACGACCUGCAGCUUGUCCCGUUCGCAGAGAAGCUAGGUGGCGAUUCUCAAGAACUUCUAUACAAGAUAUUCUCCUUCAAGAAAUUAGAGCAAGGAAAGCCUCCGUUGGAACGAUGCAUUGACUUUACCCUUUGGGACGCCGCUUGCUUUGAGUGGUUGCAACAAGACAUUGCGUUCCUGCAGUCGGUACUUACUUCGGCAGCCAUGGUGGACGAUGCCAAUCGACUCUCAAAGAAAGAACCUGGCAAUAAAAUGUGGUAUCACCUCCACCGUACUAUUACUAUUCUGAACAGCAGAUUGAGCGAAGAAGAUACCCAUCUGCAAGAUUCAACGCUCAAUGUGGUUCUCACGCUCUCCAUCUUGGCAUGUGCCUUGGGUGAUCGUGUUGGCCUGAGAACACAUCUUUCAGGCCUUUGCAAGAUCGUGCAACUAAGAGGUGGUAUUGCUUUCCUUCUUGAUCGACCGAUGCUCCACUUUAGAAUCAAUCACAUUGAUCUCACGUGGACCUUGAUGUCAGGCGAACAUCCCUUCUUUCUACCUGCCUUCACAUCUUGGACAAGGGUGUUCCCUAACAAUCGAAUCGUGGAUCCCAGGAAGAGCAGUCUCUCGGCCACCAGAUUUAUUGUUGAUGAGCGACUAGUUGCUGUGUUCCAAGACAUGCAACAUGCAGUACGGCUGCUCAACCAAGGUGUAGACACGAAAAAAAGACACACUGGCGACACGUUCCAGCCGAUACUGAAUUCUGUACAAUCACGCCUGUUACGUCUGGAAGGUCAAAUUGAUGAUACAUUUUCCGAAUGCAUGCGACUAGCUAUGCUGGCUUUCCAUUCACAUGCGAUGAACUUCCCUUCCGUUCAAUUUCGCGCUACUUACUUGGAGACGCGCCUCAAGUACACGUGGAAGCUCCUAGACCAGGAUGAUGACUAUAAGGAGAAGGACCGCCUCGCUUUAGAAUUCUGGAUUGCGGUGGUAGCUGCAGGCUCACUGUCAGGAUUUCGCAAUGACUGGCUUACGCAACGCUUUAUUGCCACAGUGCGUGAGCACAUACCAACUUGGAAGGAGGCCAACAAGCGGCUCAUGAGUGUCAUGUGGAUUGAGGGCAUACAUGAUGUGCCAGGAGAGAUAACCUUCCGACGCUUGUUCCAGCACGACCAGGAGAAGGACUCACAACCGCUUCAAUCACCACGAGACAAUUGA